Messenger RNA from Pseudovirgaria hyperparasitica, 2198 nucleotides. Its product is annotated as TPT-domain-containing protein. Bases 408 to 2006 code for a protein of 532 amino acids. NCBI's taxonomy places the organism in Eukaryota, Fungi, Ascomycota, Dothideomycetes, Acrospermales, Acrospermaceae. Gene Ontology annotation, biological process: phosphoenolpyruvate transmembrane import into Golgi lumen. Gene Ontology annotation, cellular component: Golgi apparatus; endoplasmic reticulum. Gene Ontology annotation, molecular function: phosphoenolpyruvate transmembrane transporter activity; antiporter activity. The transcript is spliced from 2 exons. The record is from RefSeq and is a predicted model, not a curated record.
UGUGGAGGUCUGAGCUGUCUUUGCAGUCUCUUGGGAGCAAGGUUGACUGCUGCUUCCCCCGACUAUAGGUCGGUGUCUCGCAGCGCAAUACACUGUUAUAGCAACAGUGGGCGCCAAGCCCAGCCUCGCGUCGUCACUUUUCCUACCAUCGCCUCCAGUCUCAACUCGCUUCUAUGCCUCACUACGGUUUGCAUGGCCUUCUGACCCAUCGAAACUGUUUGCUUGUAACCUAUCUUCAACAACAUCUUGUGUGCCAACCUGCUGCACCCAUGAGGUCGUAAUCGCGACACCUUCGUGCAACCAGUAAUUCCCACAACCCCUCCUCAGCUCCUCCGUACCCGUCUUCAGUAGCUUAAUUCAUGGCCGAAGAAGCAGCGUUGAACACAUAGAACGAUCGUAUUUUCUGGAUGGCUGCAUCCUCAGGUACUGAGAGCUUCCCGGCAUUUUCUCCGAUCCCGCCUUCAAACGACGAUUACAACCAGGGCGGAACUCUGUCGCGAUCUCCGUCAGGGAGCCCACAUCGAAAUGGUAAAGAUAGGUCUAGUCAUGACCGUUGGCAUCCCCGGCGGGAGAAGCAUAUACAGCGAGAUGAAGGUCCAGGAGCAGGGAGGCAAAAUCGUCACGCAAGACAGAAGAGCCUCUCCGAGGCCUUUCGAAACAUCCGAGGAAGAGGUGGAAGUGUCACCCAGAACGCGCAUGAGAUUGCGGAUGCGCUAAAGGCUCCUGUGUCUGGAAAGCUUGUACUGCUUUGCGCUAUAUGGUACAUGACUUCUAUACUGUCCAAUACAUCCUCCAAAGCAAUCCUCAAUUCGUUCUCGAAACCGAUUACACUGACAGUCAUCCAAUUCGCCUUCGUGUCGUCUUGGUGUGUCAUUUUGUCUCGUAUGGCUAAGUCAUAUCCCCGCCUAAAAACAAUGGUACCGGUUCUGAAGUCGACUAUCCGCCCCCCGAGUCGCGACAUCAUCCUUACAACUCUGCCCCUCACUCUGUUCCAGAUUGGAGGACAUAUUUUGAGUUCAGACGCAAUGGCAAGGAUACCAGUGUCUCUAGUUCACACAAUCAAAGGCCUGUCACCCCUUUUCACUGUCCUGGCUUAUCGGUUUGUGUUUGAUAUUCGAUACUCGGUCUGGACAUAUCUGUCUUUAGUUCCGCUGACCCUCGGCGUUAUCAUGGCAUGCUCGGCGAAUUUUCAAGCCGAGUUUUUGGGAUUGCUCUAUGCUUUCGGUAGCGCCGUCCUGUUCGUGACGCAGAACAUAGUCUCUAAGAAGCUUUUCAAUGAAGCAGCAGAGGCAGAGAAAGAUGGAGCGCCUCUCAAGAAUCGCAAGCCGGACAAACUCAAUCUACUGUGCUAUUCUUCCGGUCUCGCUUUUUUGAUCACAUGUCCGAUUUGGCUUUGGUCGGAAGGGUUCGGCAUAAUAGGAGACUUCUUACACGAUGCCUCGCUCGACUUGACCGAGAAACCUGGAUCCUUGGAUCACGGCCGUUUGGCAUUGGAAUAUUUUUUCAAUGGCACCUUCCAUUUUGGACAGAAUCUGGUAGCUUUCGUCCUAUUGUCUAUGGUCUCGCCAGUGACGUACUCGGUCGCCAGUCUUAUCAAGCGUGUCUUCGUUAUCGUGUUCGCCAUAGUCUGGUUUGGCAACAAGAUGACUAGAGUUCAAGGUUUGGGCAUCGUCCUCACCUUCGCCGGACUCUACCUGUACGAUCGAACCAAGAAUGCCGGGAAGGCCGAUAAACAAGCAAGGAACCUGCAACUCAACACAGACGCGCUGCUUCCCACCACAGGUAACGACUUUUCUCGUUUGACACCCAUCGCAUCAUCUCCAGAAUCUAUGUCGCCCGAUCGUUACGGCGCCUCUAAUGGACACAUGCAAGAGAAAAGAUACGACGAUGAGGGCCGCUGGUCACGAGAUCCAAGCACAGGAAUGGGCUGGCUACCGCCUGGGACGAAGCAAGAGGAGACAUGGGCAUCGCCACGGAUGGGUCAAGGCUCAGUUUCUGUAUCAUAGAGCAAGUAUAUAUUUUGGCAGCAUCAUAGCGGCGUUUGGCAUUUACGACCAGGUCAUUUACUUGGGUAUAUGUAGAUCUACACAGCUAAAGAUUGUAUACCUUGGACAAGUGAAGCAAUUCGGACUACAAGGCCGUGUUUUUGACCAUGUUGCUUCAUUCAUUCACUAUAUAUCCCCCAAAAAGUUAUCGAU